CAGCAGCAAUCUAUCUCAUAAGCCACAAGGGAUACAUACACUUUUUCCUCCUCCCUUUCAGGGGGAAAAAAAGGAGGGACCACAACAGAACCCUUCAUUCAGAAUCUUAAGAUAUUAUAUGGGUGCCCCUUGAAAUCCAGUCUGGGAUGAUAAAUAAGAGGAGGGGUAUGAGAUGUUGGGAGGUGGAAGGUUAGAAUGAGAAGGAAGGGAAGAUAAAGAAGAGCAACAAAUCAGGCUGCAGGAUAGACCCAGAGACACUAAUGUAAAAUGGAAUGGGAGAAAGGGGGAUGGUGUGACAGGAAAGCAGUGCAGCCGGGUGCUGCUGGAUGCCUGCGAGAAUGAGCAGCAAGGACUUCUGCAGCAGUCAACUGUGCAGCAUUGGGCUGGUGUCUACAAAGCUUUGUGUCUGCCGGACACCUUCCUUCAUUCGUGCAGCUGAGGAUGUGAGGAAAAGACACUGCUCCCUGGACUGAGGAUGCCGGAGUCUGAAGACUGGACCACAUAGAAGAGAAGAGACAUGGCAGCAGCACCAGUGCCAGCAUCCGCACACACAUGCUACCAGACACAACACUGCUUCUCCAGGAAACAAGACAUCCGCUAAUAAAGGCACUACCAUACAUACACAGGCACACACGUUACUCCUGAACUAAGCGCGAUAUGUUCAUUUAUCCACAUCAACAUUUGCUGAGCAAUCCACAUCUACAACUGCAAUCCGUCCACGACAUCCAGUAUAUGUCUGCACUGUGAUUUAUAUAUAGACAUAUACUCGUCAUGACAUGAACCGACAAACACGUUUCUUUUCUUUUUUUUUAGACACAUUUACAGUCAGUUUCUAAAAGAAAAAAAAUUGAGAGCCAGCUAUUGUCGCUGACACGCACAAAUCACUGUUUACCUAUAGCACCACACAUAGGCAUCUCCCUGCAGGAAAGAUCACAUUAACGCACACGUUGCAAAUAUUAUGACACAGCCAAACUGAACAGAGUUAAAAUAACAGGCACUGCUCUGUGCAUAGAGCUGUAUUCACACUGCACAGCUAUACAAUAGUCACUCACAAACAAACACAAUCUACCAGUUCUUGCCUAAUCAACGUCCAGCACUGAGCUACAGGAAUAUAGAUACUUGUCACCAUGAGUGAUUCCCAGGACCCGUCCUAUCUUCUUGUGAAGAUUUUAGAAGAUUUAGACUCAAAACAGAAUUCAGUCUCUUACCAAGACCUAUGUAAAUCUCUAUGUUCCCGAUAUGAACUACCUGAACUUGCAAAGCUGCGCAGCCUCCUGUACUACACUGCUUGUCAAGAUCCCAGCUUUCCUGCAAGUCUCUUCCGAGACAAGAUGAGAAAUGCAGCAGAAAAUCAACAGUCCAAGAAAAUCAUAGCAGCUGCCGAUAUAGUCACUAUAUUUAACUUGAUACAAAUGAAUGAUGGAGCUGCCAAAGAAAAAUUGCCCAUUCAACAGCAGUCUCAACAGAAAGAGGGCAUGGAAUCUGACAUGGAUGUUUACAGUGGCAAAGAGAAAGCCCCUCAUAAAGAAGCACAGAAACGAGAUACCAGUCGGAGCUAUUCCAUCACCAGGUCCUCCAGCUGCCACAAAGAAGAGUGUGAAGGAUGUCAUACAUUUCUUCCUGAGCCAAAUUUCCUCCUAGGAGUUAAGAAAGAGGGAAAUGAGCGCGCGGCUUCUAUGGAAAGAUUGCAAGCUUUGGACUCGUAUCCAAUGGUAACACCGCAAUCCUGUGAAAUGCAAAGCACCUAUUUCCCCAGUCAGCCAUUAUCUGAGCCGGAAUCACUGCCACCUACACCAAGUGAAGAGCCUUUCAGACUUCCAGCUUCUUCUGGGCAGAGAAGAAAUGUUUUUAAGGAUGAUUUCCAUAACUUAUUCAGAACGUCACCGAAUGUCACAAUGAAAAAGAAUGAAGGGAAAAUAAGCCCCAAGACAGUUUUUUUCAAUCACAGUUUCGAGAUGCCAUACAGCUCUCACUAUCUUAACACAGCAUACUCCUCUUCUGAGGACUUUCGAAGGGCAAAGCAUGAAAGCUUAGAUGAUCUUCAGGCCUCCACAUACUUUGGUCCAACAACUGGUUCAGGAUUACAAGAUCAAAAAAGGUUUAUUACCAAGCCCAAACACCUUAUAGGAAAGCCUGUAAAAAGCUGGAGUUUAAACACUGAAGAGGUACCAGAUUUUGAACGCUCAUUUUUUAAUAGGAAAGAGGAAGCUAUGUGCUACCCAACCACUAGUUUACAGACAACAAAUUUUGUUACAGUACCAGAAAGACAUCAUUCUUACUUACCAGAUCUAGCACUAAAAAAUAAUGGAAAGAAAUUUUGUGAGCCCCAAGAUGUUGAGAAACAAGAGGCAUUAAGGAGAUUCAGAGACAAGGGCACAAAAACUCCAUCCUGUCAAUUCAGUGUAGAGAAGUCUGAAAGCGUUGGUACACAGACAGAACAAAUUGAUGCAAAGAAAGGAAAGGAAUCAAACAUCCCCUCCAACUGCAGCCGCUAUAUAGAAGGCAGGGCUCGUAACCAGUCAGAAGCGGACUCUGAAAUCAUUAGUGAUGACAUAAGUGACAUAUUCAGAUUCCUGGACGAUAUGAGUCUUUGUGGAUCUUCUGGCAUUCCUCAAUCCUCAUGCUACAAUAGCUGUGGUUCCUUAGCUCAACUUCCAAGAGCUGACAUUGAAAGUUCUCCAGAACAUGCUUCAGGUAGAGCUAACAAAAUACCAACCAAGGGCCCACGGAGUGAGACUAUGGAAGAAGAAGAACUGAAAAGUAGUGUCAGAAAGUUAGUCAGAAGAAUUGGAGAGAUAGAGAAGAAGUUAGAGUCGCUUUCUGGUGUGCGUGAUGAGGUAUCCCAAGUGUUGGCCAAGCUAAAUAAGUUAGAUGAAAGAAUACAGCCCCCAGAGAAAGCAAAGUUAGAGACUGAAAGUCAGCCUCAUAGUGAUGUCAUUUCCAGUACAAGAGCUUCGCCAAGUUCAUUCCAAGAUCAAAAUUCAUCCCACAAUGGGAACACGGACAAGUCUGACUGCUGUUGUCCAGACAUUACUAAUGCUACCACGGAAAGUCUCAGAGUCAAAGCCAUGAAAAAAAAUCUUUUCUCACAAAGGUCUGUCCGUUCAUUAACUGAAGAUAUUACUACCAGUGAGUCUAAGCCGGGAAAUUCCCAGCAUGAAUGUCGACCUUGGGGAUUUCCCAAACAAUCCAGCGUAUCGGAGGAAGAAAAGAAGGAUAAAGGAGGAUCAAGUAGAGACUGGCACCGCAAAUCGAAAGAGGUGGAUCGCCAGCAUGAAAUACCUCAUUUGCACAGGAUGCCAAAGCCAGGCAGGGACUCAUAUAUUGUGGAACAAGUGUUUAGUCCUCAUCCUUAUCCAUCAUCUCUGAAGUCCCACAUGAAAGGCAACCCCAUUUACACAGACAUGCAUCUAACAGAAAUGUCAGAGAUAAAACGAACCCAACCAUCAUGGACUAUAGAAGAAUGUGCACACAACUCAGGAGAAAAGGGGCGUCUGACAGCACUGGAUAUCCAGACUCAGGAAUCCCUGAACCCAAAUAAUUUGGAGUUUUGGAUGGAAGACAUUUACACACCGGGUUACGAUUCUCUGCUGAAAAGAAAGGAAGCAGAGUUCCGGCGAGCCAAGGUCUGUAAGAUGGCGGCGCUUAUCACCGCAGCUGCCUGUACGGUAAUUUUAGUCAUUGUGGUACCUAUUUGCACCAUGAAGUCCUAAUCUCCAGAAACAGAAAGACUGCUCAACUUGCACUCCCCAUGAAUCCUGUGUAUACUGACCAGGAAUGGGUAAAUAUAGCUACUGAUAUACAUCAAUCCCUGUGGAGUAGAAACUAAAAGAUAUGGAACAAUAUAUAUAUAUAGGACACUCACAAUGUGCACAUUAAAGGUAUGAUGCUAGCAUUUUCUAUGAACUCAGAUAAUAGGCGUAGGAAUUACACUAUGGCAAAUCCUCCUCCCUCCAGAGAGAUCCUCUUGGAUAGUCAUCAGACAGUAUAAAAACCACAACAAAGAAGACACAUCAAGCUGACAUACAUGCACAGACCUCAAAGAUGUGAAUUCAGCAUUCAUCUGCAUAAGAGAAAAGGAACAAGACAUUUAGAGGACAAACGGUGAACAGCCAAAGAGAUGAUGCAGCAUCAAAAGAACAGCAAUACACAAUCAUUCCAUCUUUCGUGCCUUUCUUCGAUACAUUGACAGCGAUUCUUGCUUUUAGCAUUACAUGUAUUUUUUUAUUUGAAUUUAGGAUAAUUUGCCUCUUAAAAGUUCAGAACCAUAAAGAGCCACAUUUGGCCCCCUCAGUGAGCUUUCAAUAUUUACAUACAGAGUUACAGACUCAAUGUCAAAAUUUGCCGCUCCCUGGUUGGAAAUAAGCCUAGUUAAGAUAAACAUGAUUGUUAUUCAGUGAUGACAGUGAAAGAAUGUGACGUCAGAACUGUAAUGUGCAAAACCGACAUUUUAAGCUUGCGCAGUCUUUAAGUCAGUGACCGGUUCAUCAGGAAUGCUCCAGUAUUCGGAAAAAAAAAAAAAAAGGUCUGUUUUCUUUCCAAAAAUCAGCACCUCUAUUUUUAUGGGUAGUGUCUGGCUCAGCUGCAAUACCAGACACAGCCAGUGGACAUGAAUGGUGCUGUUCUGUGGAAUGAAAACAAACUUUUUUUUUUCCAAUAUCUGGUUCUUGUUAUGCAAAGAGUUCAAGGUGGGAGAUUUCCUUCCUCAUAAUAUACUAAAAGCAGCAUAGACUCUCACCUGUAAUAAAAAGGGCAAGCUAUUUUCUUACUCCUGAAAAUCUACAAAUAAAUAUGUCAGAUUAUUUACAAGAGCAAAGACAUUGGGAAAUGUUGACUAUAUUAUAUAGAUAUAUAUAUUGUAUAAUGUGAAUGUAUAAGAAUAUGCAUUGUACUCAAUACUACUAUUAGCAUGAAUUCUAUAUUAUAUACUGAUACAUAAUUAUUAUUAAUAUUAUGAAUAUUAUUAAGGGGCCUUGUCAUUUAGGCCAGACAUCUCUGGUAGGCUAUAUAUUGAGCUAAGUUAGAGAUCUUUGUGGUCUAUAUGUGAAGAAAAUAAAAUACUAAAUACGUGAAGAAAAUAAAAGACUAAAUAAGAGAUAUAUGUGAUCAUCAGCAAAUUUAUGAAGAACUCUUUAUGCCAGUCUUUAGAAAGAUUAAAAUGUGUCAUCUUAAUGCACAGGAAGAAUGUAUAAGGAAAGGCGCUAUUUCAUUAAAAAUAUUUGAAAUAGA
Molecule: messenger RNA, 5229 nt
Organism: Hyla sarda
Lineage: Eukaryota; Metazoa; Chordata; Amphibia; Anura; Hylidae
Gene: MINAR1
Product: membrane integral NOTCH2 associated receptor 1
Exons: 4
Coding region: 1128-3713 (861 amino acids)
Biological process (GO): negative regulation of TOR signaling; negative regulation of cell population proliferation
Cellular component (GO): plasma membrane
Source: RefSeq, a predicted model, not a curated record